AUGAGUUUGAAAGAAUUAGAGCCUCAAGCUCUAGAGGCUCUGGAUGAAGGACCGCCAUAUGAGGCAGAGGAGAUAGAGGGAACAGAGGACAAUGCAGUGAUGUACCAUGAAUGUCUGCCGCAGAUAAUUCGAGAAUCGACGCUUCUUCCAUCGCCUAUUGCCACUGCUGUUAGCCUGGUGACGAGAUCAUCUUCUCUUUAUAUUCGACUUGGCACAUUCAUAGGGGGACUUGCUAUUGAUGGUGCACGAGUAACAACACUCACCGGGUUAGAAGUCAGUAGAGCUAUUAUCGAGGGAAUACUACAUCGUGCUGGAAAGGACGUUGCAAAUCGAAGCACUGGGGAAUUAGGAAAGUUGGAAGCAGAAGGGCUACUGGAACGAAGUAUUGCGAAUCUACACGCCACCAUUACAGGAAUAUCAUUCGCUGCUUCUACUAGUUUUCAUUUUUCUUCUGUAGCUUUGUCUUCUGCUACAGACAUUUCACAACAGCUACUUGGUACACUGGAUUCGAUUCUUGGAUCGACUGAUUCUUCGAGAGCAAUAGCAAGCAUCAUUACAUUAAUUCGCCGAGAGUUUCAGAACCCCGCCACAGGAGUGGAAGGAGAAAAGGUUAGUGUAGGCGAUCUUUUGCUGGGUAUUUGUGGGUUGGCAUUAUUACAAAGAUGGUGUCGCAAAUUGACUGACCUGGAAUGUCGAGAGAACAAACACGAGGAGAUUCUUUGGGAUGUGGUUGUACUUGAUGAUGGCCGGCGAGCGGAUGUGGUCGGUAUGAUAUCAGGAGAUUCCUCCGACCUUCAAGGAGAUCCCACCAAAUUGUCUUUCAUGAAUACAAGAGGCGGUGAAUUGUUAGAGACGAUUGAACGAGAGGAGCCAAGUCAAGCUGAUGUUGGCGAGGACAAGGUGGAGAGUGUAUUGAGACAGAGGCUAAUCAAGUCACUGCCUUCUGAUGCCUCUGUUUCCAUCACGACCUCUACCAUCACAACAACGAUAAAAACAAUCACCGUCGAAGUUUCAGGGUUCGAGCCACCUGUUUUUUUGCCACCUCCCGGUGUGGAGAUAUUGGAAGAACAUGCUAUUCGUCUUGAAAAUGCGGACCUAAUCACAGGGGGCAAACAACCAGAAAUUACACCAGUACCGAGAUAUAGAGUCGUGUAUGGAAUAGUAGGAAAUAGAUUGCGGAAUACGAGUAUCGCAGAACAAGAAUUACUCCAAGCUAUUGAGAAGAACGUAGAAAGCGAUAAUAUUUCGGGCGAUGAUCAGGACAGUGACGCUCCUAGCAGCGUCGCCUAUUCAAACAUACCCAAAGCGACUUGUAUCGACGAUGGUUUGCCUGUACAAGACGAAUACUCGCCUGUCAAUCUCCCCCGGAGAACUACUGGUAGCAAAUCAAAAAUACCCAGGCUUUCAUUUCCUGGUGUUUUGGAUGAGAAAUGUAUAGUAAGUACGGAAAUGUCUUCUUUGGUUUCCGACAACUUGGCAAAUCAGAAGAGAUCAAGAAAGCCUAUCAGCCCAACUUCACCAGAUGAUAGUUCUAAACAGAUUUUCCUAAAGUCGAUUUCGAAUAAUCAAAUGUCUAAAAAGUCGAAGACCGAUGAAAUAACGGUGGAAGGACAAGAUAAGAAAACUUCUUUUCGCCAGGCCUUGAAGGGAAGAUCUAGUACCAAGUUAUCCAAUCUGUUCAACAAAGAUGGAAGUAAAGAAGACAGCAAACCCAAACUUCCACCUCGGCCUCGUCCAACAUGGGGAGACCCCACUCAUACAUCAAAAAUUAGAUCUACCUCAGCCCAUCUAUCAAUUCCACAGAAGCGGCCAAGAAAUACCGCAGGCUCCUCAACACCUUUACGUGGAAAUCAGAUCCCAUUGACGUCGGAAAAUCUUGAUAAGAUUCAGCCUGAUUUACCACCCACUCCCUCCAGAACCAGUUAUUACACGGUCCACGAACAACGAAAAGACUCAAUGGUUUCUCAAACUGACACUUAUUCAAUCCAUUCUUUUGACCAAGGCCGUCCUCAUUCCCCAGCAACACCAAGAAAUCGUUACAUGGGCCAGAAUAAUGCUAUGAAGUUACGAUCGGAGAGGGGUAUGACCCUCGAAAGUUCACUUUCAACACCCAAAAGCCAUCGACGCACGCAUUCAAAUGAAGAAAGCAUAUUUACAUUGAAUACAAACAAUUCAGAAAUUUGUCUCAUCCCAAAUUUUGGAAGAGAAAAUGGCAUAUUUGAAGGUAGGGAAGCAUUAGAUUCCCUGAUGCGGACUGGUAAGAUCGAUGGCACUUUUCCAAAGCGCCACAUCAUACAGAACAUUACCCGUUUCGUCAAGUUUGCGUCUGCCUCUUACGGCUCCAAUUUUCUUCGAGUAAUGGGGAUCUCAGAUCCUAGCACAAGACAAGAGCUUAAUGCUAUACAUCAUCUUGAACAUCAAUCAUUUUCGUCUCAUACACAACUGCCUGCCGACACUAUUCUUCUUUCUUCAUUUGUUGAUCCUCAAGGUGGAACUGAUUCUAGUGGACUCACAAAUACUGGUGUUCCAAUGGUUCACUAUAUAUCACUGGAUCAUCAAUCACAAGCUAUAGUUCUCACAUGUCGUGGUACUCUAGGAUUUGAAGAUGUUCUCGCAGAUAUGACUUGUGAUUAUGAUGAAUUGGUUUGGCGUGGUAAAGCUUACAAAGUCCAUAAGGGGAUUCAUGCAUCUGCCCGUAGACUUCUUCAUGGCGGUGGAGGCCGUGUUAUGGCCACAAUAAAAGCAGCACUUGAGGAGUUUCCAGAUUAUGGUCUGGUUAUGUGUGGGCAUUCAUUAGGUGGUGGUGUAAGUACUUUGUUGGCUAUAAUGGUUUCCGAACCUGCUGGCUACGGCACAUCAUUCGUUACAUCUUAUCAUCCCGAGCAUUCAUCCACAUCUCUUGACGCUACUGAUAAUUCUUCUCAAACACUACACCUCCCACCGGGUCGUCCAAUCCAUGUUUAUGCUUAUGGUCCCCCUGCUACGGUUUCUCCAUCUCUAAGAUCUGCAACUAGAGGUCUCAUCACAACAGUCGUCAAUGGUAAUGAUCUUGUCCCUCAUCUUUCCCUCGGUUUACUUCACGACCUUCAAGCAGUUGCUCUUGCAUUCAAGAACGACAACUCGGGUGCGAAAGGUGAGGUGAAGAGAAGAGUAUGGACGGGAAUGAGCAAUUCAUUUACUGAAAGAUGGUAUGGGCGAUCUGGACAUGGAACUGAUGAAGAGGAGGAAGAUAAGUGGGCAUAUGCUGCACUCAAGGCGCUCCGAGCUUGCAUGUUGAGCAAUAAAUUGGUACCACCUGGAGAGGUUUUUGUAGUUGAGAGCAUGGCUGUCUUGAAACGAAGUGCUUUCACAAGGAACAGUGAUAUGAGCGAUGGAAAAAAUGAUAGAGGAGAAGAUGGAUUGGGUAAACCAGCAACUAGAAGUGUAUUAAAGUACGUGAGGGAUGUAGAGAAGAGGUUUGGUGAAGUCAGAUUUGGGGGAAGUAUGCUGUUGGACCAUAGUCCAGGAAGCCAUGGAAGAUACUAUAACUUUUCAAAUAUUCGGUAUGGAGAAGCUCCUGUUGGGCCACUACGAUUUUCCAGACCAAUCCCUCCGCGAACUGCCAAUCGAACUAUAAAUACCGGUCAAGAAGCAAGAUCAUGCUACCGAGCACAUCCUUAUUGGUUAAAGACAGCACGGCAGUAUAUUAAUAAGGUCCCUCUAGAUGAGAUAAAGCACGAAUGGUUCGAUAUAAACAAUCCGCCUUUACAUGAUGCCAGUCAAUCCGAAGACUGUUUAUUUUUAGACGUGAUGGUACCUACUACGAUUUUCGAUAAAAGUUCAAAGAUUGAGACAUGCGAUGAUGAACCAAGUGCCCCUGUUCUAGUUUGGAUUGAUGGUGGCGGCUUUACUGGUGGAUACAAGCAUGAAACUAAUCCUGCAGGAUUAAUCGAGAAUUCAAUGGUAUUAAAGGAAGAGUUCGUCUAUGUUUCCAUAAACUACAGACUUGGUCUUUAUGGCUUCUUAGGUGGACCACUUUUGAAAGCCGAUGGAGAUGCAAAUGCAGGUCUGCUUGAUCAACGACUAGCUUUAGAAUGGGUCCAGGAGUUUAUUUACUUAUUUGGAGGCGACAAGAACCGAGUUACUGUCAUGGGUGAAUCGGCCGGUGGUGGAUCUAUACUACAUCAAAUAACUGCAUAUGGUGGAAUGAGAGGUCCCCCACCAUUUCAACAAGCUAUCCUACAAAGUCCGGGGUUCCAGCCAAAUCCAGGAAGUUAUCAACAAGAAAGAAUCUCACAUCACGUCUUGAACGACGCAAGUAGCUUUUCAAAUAGAUCGAUUACAACUAUUGAUGAUUUACGAACAGUGGAUACUAGGACAUUGGCUAAAGUCAAUGAUUUUAUCGUUGCAAAUUCUCCUUAUGGCCUUUAUACAUUCGGUCCAACUGUCGAUGGAACCUUUGUACCAGCACUCCCUGGUCAAGUUCUAGCGGAUAAGAAUUUUCAAACUUCUCUGGCAUUAAUGAUAGGAGGAAAUGAUCAAGAAGGUGUUUUGUUCACUUCACCAUAUAUUUUGAACCAAGCAGAUUAUGUUGCCAAUCUUAAAUGGUUGUUUCCAAGGGCUCCCGAAUUGUUAAUUUAUGACAUUUUCGCCCUUUAUCCCGACCAAUUCGAUGGGAAAUAUGGUUAUACGAGUGAAAUGAUGCGAGCGGCUGUUACCAGUGCAGAGUCCUGCUUUGCAUGCAAUACGAGAUACCUGAAUGCUAAAGUCGGAAACAAGUCAUACGUUUAUUCAUUUGAUGUACCUCCAGCAUUACAUGCAGAUGAUGUUGCAUAUACAUUCUAUAAUGGUCCGGGGAGUGUUACAUGGGAUGGGAAACCUGUAUUUGGAGGUGCGGCACUUUCUCUUCAAGAUUACAUUGUGAAUUUUGUGACUACUGGUACUCCGAAUGGAAGAAGGGUUCCUGAUUUUCCUCAAUAUGGAAGCGAAUCGAAUGUUUUGAGUAUUAACUCAUCGUUUUUGGGAACUAUCUCUGUUGAUCCUUUAGUAAGGGGGCAAUGUGAAUGGUGGCAGAAAGCGCUUUACUAUUGA
Botrytis deweyae is the source of this 5070-nucleotide messenger RNA. RefSeq lists its product as uncharacterized. Bases 1 to 5070 code for a protein of 1689 amino acids. NCBI's taxonomy places the organism in Eukaryota, Fungi, Ascomycota, Leotiomycetes, Helotiales, Sclerotiniaceae. Gene Ontology annotation, biological process: lipid metabolic process. The transcript has 3 exons. The record is from RefSeq and is a predicted model, not a curated record.